GUGACGUAAUUUUCCCGGGAAUGUCCAGCAUGGCUGCGAAUACAGUAAGCAGGGGUUGCAAAAGGCUGCAGGGUGCGUUGGUGAGGGAGGUUUUAGCAGCCACAGAGACGGUGCUUUUUGAUUGUGAUGGUGUUAUAUGGAACGGCGAGACCGCAGUGCCCGGAGCGCCAGAGGUGAUUGAACAGUUGCGGAAUGAAGGCAAAGGAGUUUUCUUUGUCACCAACAAUUGCACUAGGUCCAAAGAUCAAGUGUUGCAGAAAUUCACCCGGUUAGGUUUCACUGGUGUGCGGCAGGAUGAAAUAUUUAGUUCUUCUUACUGUUCUGCUCUUUACCUGAAAGAAUUUGCUCAGCUGCAGGGCAAGGUUUAUGUGAUAGGAGGCCAGGGUGUUCAUGGGGAACUUCAAAAUGCAGAUAUCGAUUAUGUUACGGAGCAGAAUGGUGGAACACUGGAAGGACCCGUAGCUGAUCUGCCCCUCGACCCCGAGAUAAAAGCAGUCUUAGUUGGAUACGAUGAGAAUUUCAGUUUCUUGAAAUUGGCAAAAGCUUGCGCUUACCUGCGGAACCCAGACUGUCUGUUCCUAGCCACUGAUCCAGAUCCCUGGCAUCCCCUUAGAGGAGGCAGGUUCACUCCAGGUACAGGAAGCUUAACAGCAGCUGUGGAAACUGCAGCUAAUCGGAAAGCAACUGUCAUUGGCAAACCCAGUCGGUUUAUCUUUGACUGCAUUGUCAGCAGGUUUGGAAUUGAAUCUUCCCGAACACUCAUGAUUGGGGACCGCCUUGAAGCAGACAUCCUGUUUGGUACAAACUGUGGAAUUGCAACUGUUCUGACACUUACUGGUGUGUCACAGCUGGAAGAUGUGCAGGCCCACAUGGAAAGCGAUGAUCCUGUCCAUAAGGAUCUUGUACCAAGUUAUUAUAUAGACAGCAUUGCUGAUUUCAUGCCAGAGGUGCAAGAUUAGUGAAGAAGGCUUUUAAAAAUCAUUGUAGUUGCACAGUCUGUAUGGUUAACUUUGGUGGGACACUGGGGCCCCUUUUGCUCUUUCCCUUUUCAGUGUUCCGUAACUUCUUUUGUAAAGGUUUAUUAUAAAGCUAGUUAGAUCCUACUGUUGAGAAACUGCGUGUCCAAAUUGAGUGCAAUAGCUCUGUACAUAAUGAGUUUUGCGAUUUGCAAUCUCGUAACUUACGUAUACGAGGCUGUACUGGAGCCAACCCCCUUAUAAAAUGGGGACUUCACUGCUGUCUGUGCAUUUCAAUGUGAUGUCCGUGCAAGGAAGUUUGACAGUAUUGAAUAUUGCUAUAUGCUUUUUGGUAUAGUUUACAUGACUUCUGCCUAAAAGGAGUUACUACUCAGUGUUAUUAUUUCAAGAAAGUAACUGCUUCGUGUGAAGUUUCUUUCUACGGGCAUUGGAUUGCAAACAUUUCUGUGUUCAGCUAUUAAGAGUACUACAUUUGAGAAGCUGUGUACUGUUUCGUGUUUCUGAGCACCUCACUUCACUCCUGUAUACUCAUGAUGUAGAUAUAAAAAAAAGGAAAUAAUUUUUGGCUGGAGCCACUGAAGUUCUCCAUGUUCGAUGUAUUGCCAAAGGCUGGAUGCUGAAGUGACAGAAGUUUGCCAACAAGUCCAUGGGCCAAACGCAUCACUGCUUAUUUUAGUAAUCAACAUUCCAUUGUCUGCUGUAUGAAUAUAAUAUUGUACAUUAAUGGCAUUUUAUGCAAGAUGAUGUAUUUACUGGCGGAUUGCAUUUGUGGUUCAUGAUGUAGGUUAGGCUUAGAAGGGAAAGUGCAUACACAUUUUUUCUCUUUCUUUCUUGUUUUCACUUUAGUAUUUAACCGUUGAUAGCACAGGUCCUGUAUGUUUGCCUUGUUUCACUUGUUCCCAAGUCCUGAUUACAUUGCAGUAAAACAGUGCUAUCUACUUGAAAGUACUGCUUUCAUGGAAUACCGUGGAUACAGUCUUUAUUGAUUUAAAAUAUGCAUGACAUUGAAAGCAGCUACUAUGGUAGCAAUUAAGUGUCACAACUAUUUGGAAGUAUUCCUCAGUUUUCAGAUUUACAUGGUGCAAAUAAUUUUUGGGGAGGAGGAUAUGUUGAAGAUAUUUUCAAAACAUGUUUGGGGGGCAGCAAAUUUGAUGGAGAGGCUGCUAUCCUGCAUUUGUAAAGUUUACUGUAGUAAUAAUUUAUUGUGUGAAGUGGGUUAGGAGCUUAUUGAGACUAAUAAUUCUGUUUUAGGACUUUUGGACUUUGUUUUUCUUUAUAGUACUAAUAGAAUAUGUUCUUUUUAAGUCAUAAGUGCCAACUAGGGACCAGCAUUCGCAUUCUCAUUCUCUGCUACAGCAUGAUGCUGUCACUUUAACUUCCUAUUAGCCAGUAAGAUGGGGAUGUAAGGCACUGGGCCAAGACUGUAUUAAAAUAUUUUAGGGGCUGAAAGCACUGUUGAAGUAGUUCUAGUGAUGUCAUCCUAGCACUCACUCAGGUAUCGUAGCGUUGAUGUCAUGUGUGAUGCUGUUUGCAGCAGUUAUCUCUACUUUUUAUUUGCUGCACAGAAAAUGUCUUUCUGGAGGUUGUGGCUUUCUGAAGUAAUUAAUAUUGCAGAGGUGGAUAGGGAAUAGCAUGAAGAACUAGAAUAUGAAAAAAAAAAAUAGAGUACAACUAGUUUUGCUGUCUGCAUUGUCAGAUGAUAAAAUGGCUAAAAGUCCACCUGCUGAUGCAGCGACUGGUCUUUUACUCAUUGUCUGUGGUAAGGGUGGAUUAGUAAGCUUUGUUUAAGAUUUGGUUAGGGUGGGAAGGCGUACAUUUCCUAUGGGUUCUUACAUAUCAGUAGUAAGAACUUGAGUUAUCUGCAGCUGUGACUAAUCAUGUGAUAGAGAGGGAAAGGCAGAUUGUCAGUUGCAUGGAGAAAGUGAGAAACGGUGAAAGUCUGACAUAGUGAGUCAAGCUGUGUCUAAAUAAGCUUGAUUUUGAUUCUGAAGAUGUAAUUGCAUGGGUCUCCACCUUGUACAAACUUGGGUGGAAAUGUGGCAUGGAUAUCGGUUUGGCAGACCAUCCUAUACCCACUGAUCAUCAAAUGCCUACCCCUUUUGAUGCUCUGAUGUAAGUGGAUCUUGCUUUACCUUACCUUAUUGGGGAAGAAGGAUUUUAACUUGUAAGGAUGGAAGUUAUACACUGGAGACUCUGGCCUUAAACAUCAGUGUCUGUACUGCUUGGAGUCGUGAUUGUGUAAGGUGCAAACAUGUACGAGCACAGCAUUAAACGUACAAAAAUACUCCAGUUUGCAGUUGAGCAUCUCUUGCAAGAGUUGCAAGAUUCAGAAGACCUUACUAAACUGUUGGUUAAAAUGCGUGUCUGCAUUUCAGUGUGACUGAAUUGAAGUGCAGUUAAAAAUGAGUUGUAGAAUGUGUUAACUAUUAAACUGCUUAAGUUCCUGCAGGUAGUGCGGUAUUUUUGCAUUAUCAGCAAUUGAGCAGUAUUGAAGUGGCCUUAAUCGGGCAGCUAAAUGCACUUCAUAAUACAACACUGUAAUAUGUGAAUACAAUAGUUUACACAGGUCUCUAUGUGUUGGGAGUAAUAAAUAUAGGCUUUUCCUACUUUUCCUCUUGGCUUGCUGUUGAGCUGUGCCCUCAGAGCUACCACUUAAUUUGGUGUGCUACAUGUAAAACAUCUCUAACCAUUUUCUGUGUUUGGAAUACAUCUGGAAAUAGAAACCCAGUGGUAUGAGCAAAGAUGAUUUGGAUCAUUUACAGAUGGCUCUGUGUGUGAGAUAGACCAAUUACCUGGACAGUAUUUCAUCAGAUUGUUGCAUCUCCUUAAGAGGGAAGGACAGCAUAUAAGAAAUAUAUUGCAAGUCGGUCUGAGCUUCUUAACAGCUGAAGGGUAAAGACUGUUUCAAUCUGAUCUGGAAUGCCUUUUUAGAAGGACAUUUCAGGGCUCUCUCCUGGUGGUGGGACAGCUUGGCGCACAGAAUUUUCCCAAGUUGCUAGCCAUCAUGUUCUGCUUCCCUCCCUUAACUGUACUGUAUUGAGAAAAACAUUCCUACUGUCAGGAUACACCAUGUGAAGCUUACGCCACAGUGAAGAUAUGUUGGAAAAUCUAGAUUUUGAAGAAGGGUGUUGCUGUAUCAUCACUACCAGCCAGUUUCUGGUUUGGGGAAGUUUUUAAGUGAUGCAGGAGAUGUUGCCCAUGGGAUGCUCUUUCCUCACUACAGAAGAAACUUCAGCUGGUUUGCCAAAUUCUAGAAUAGCUGUCCUUGGUUAACUUGUGGUGGAUACUUUCAGAGGCUUGAUCAAGCAAAGUAUGGAACAUCCUGGCACCAUAUAUUGCACAUAGAUUUUUUUUUCAUCCAUCCAGGGCGUGGUCAGUUUAGCAUAAACAUCCAAGCUUGACUAGACAGAUAUUCACAGAGGCUUUAAGAAGGACCAGGACAGCAAGUGUAAAACAGUCUCAAAAAUGUGGACGCUACAAAAGAAAACUUGGCUCUGUGAUUGUAUGUGUCAUGCGGUGCUUUGGACAGUGAAUAUUUCCACCAUUGCCAUUUGUCAACACUCCUUGUUUCGUCUGCCUCUCUUUGCCAAGGAUGUCAAGGCAGCCUUUAUGAAUUUUUUUCCUCUGGGUAUUCUAGCACUGUGAAAUGGACAUGGACAACAACUUGAAGGCAGUGAGGUGAAGCAGGAUAUAAUGCAAUUCUAAGGCAAGAAAAGAGAAAAAGUAGACCAUUUCAGUUGAGCAAAUGCAAUUUUAUCCUUCACAACUAAAGAUUACAAGGUCAUAAAGGAGCUGGCAGACACCUUGAACUUGCAUGGUCCACAGCAAAAGAAGCAAUAUGGCCAACUGUCUAAGCCUGUGGUUAAUGGCAACAAGUUUAAGUUCCAAGGUCCUUGGUAGUGUGGGAGUCAUAGAGGGAGAUUCUUUCAGAGUGGAGAGCAACACUACUGACUGUCACUACUUUCACUUUUUUUCCUGUGGAGGUCAAAGUGAGAUUAUUUCUACACAUACUGAUUUGCCAAAACAUCAUCAUGGAUAUGUGGAUCAGGCUAGCAAGAGGCUGUCCGUUUGAGUUCCUCUUUCCCUACUCAUACACUAAACACUCCUUUGUACAGGAAGCCAAUGGAAAGAAAGGAAGUAAGUGCUAAUGGUCUUCCAGAAGACAAACAACUUGACCAUCCCCAGAGUUCCAGCAAGAUGCAAGAGUAACUCUUGCUUAAUUUCAACCAAAGAAGGUAGGAUAUAGGCCCAUUCUGGAUUUUAAAGGUACAUCAAUUCAAUCAGAAAUGUCUCCUACCUGGAGAACUUCCUGGCAGUUAGCUCAGAGUUUUAGGCCUCUAAGCUAUUAAUGAGUUAUUUCCUGUGACCAAGGAUACAGGGUUUGAUUCUGUAAAUCUUCAUUUGAUUACUGUGACUUUGAGCAAGUCCUUUAACCGUAUAAUGCUCACCGGCCACUUCUGAAAACUGACAUAUUAUUUAGUGGGAUUACCCAGUUAACAAACAGAUAAAAAUAACAAUUAAAAUUAAAAAAAAAAAAGACUGGCUUGCAAUAACAAGUAGCUUACAUGUUCUGAUCCAAGAUGGGAAGUCCAGUCUCUAAUUAACGCAGUCAGUAAAGCUGAACUGAGACUAUUUCCCAGCUGCUUGAGUUUAGAGGCAGUAUGUUGGAUACAUGUUGUUAGAAUUGCUGGUGGGCUUUCAGUGCUCUUUCUUUGGUUGAUAUCAGAUGGGACAGUACCAGCAACACCCUUCCUUCAGACUCUGGGCUUCAUGGCAGCCCUCAUGCAGAUGACUGCCUUUGUUAGGCCUCUGUUGAUAAUUGUGUAAGUAGGUUAUUAGAGAGUAGUUAUGGAUCACUUCAGUAAAUCUCCAAAACUUGCAGGGAACUGUUGUGGUAUUAACCCCAUGUACACAUCUAUAUGGCAAAUCCUCUUUGGACUUGCAUCUGUAGGAAGCAGCAGUAACAGAUGCAGCUUCUGGAAGUUGUCUAACCUAUUUCAGGAAAUGUGUAGUUCAAGGUUAGUCAUCACAAGAAGACUCAAAGCUGCCUAAAAAAUGUGCUGGGUAGAGGAUGGUCUUCCUGGUGCCAAUGGAUAUCAAGAUAAAUGUUUCAGUCUGAGUGGGCGGUAUAUCUGUAGCAUGAUAUUGAUGACUAAGGAGGGGAUCCACUUGUACCUGUUGUGCUGGCAGGUGAUAUGUGCUAACACUGGACGUUGGAAAAUGGGUUGGGCUUUGUAGCAUUGCAUGUUCCAGGGGAAACUGAACUACGUGAAGGACACAGUGGACAGAAGUCCUCUAGCUCCCAAUGAAUAAGCUGUCUUGCUCACCUUCAUUAAUUGGGGUCUUUCAAUGCGCAUCUUCCUUUGCCUUUAAAUGCCAGAACAUCUGAUGAGUGAUCUGACAUCAUUUGAGGUAUCUGUGGUCAACCAGAAGUUUGUAUCUCAUUCAGCUUGUUCCUUUUUUUUCCACAACUGUUAGUCAAGGUGUAGUUGCAGAAGCUGAAUUGGAGUCUAAUUUUCCUUUUUGACCAAGACAGUCUUUGCUUCCCAUUCGUCUGGAUAUAUUUUUUGGUACUUUUUGUUAUCGGGGCAGCAGGUAUAAUGAGCAGUUGCAAUGUUAGCACGUGGUGGAAAUGAUAACACUGCUGCCACUGAUGUAUAUAUGAAAUCAUCCCCUUAACAAAGCACACCAGUCUGGUUUCUCUUAUUUGUGAUAACCCACCUCUCAAUACCCUCAAUAAAGAAUGUCUCCAGUUUUUAAGCUAGAGGUGCUCCGUUUGUUAUGCAUGAAAGGUUAACUGCCACACAAAUGUAAAUGCACCACAAACAAGCUAUCCGGGAGCUGUACCUCUCAACCUCUUUGCUCCAGACAUCUGGACAAAGCCGGAAAUAAUGAGGUGAGAAAAGCCCAGAAGUACCAACAAAUGUAAAAUUAUUCUUAUAAGCUUAGUAAGUUGAUCACAAAUUUUGUAUUACCAUGACUGUUGUAAACAGUGUAAAGUGUGACAUUCACACCUUACAUUGAUUUUCCAAGUUCAGCACUCAGUGAUCUGACACAAAGCCAAACAUUCAUGAGAAGUAGCCAAACGUUAUGAGGCAGAAAUCAGGAAAUUCCGUGAAAAUCUAGACAAUCACAAGUUAGGACUCAGAAUAUUCGGCCUACAUUGCACAAAACAAAAAUGAAACUGUUUUCACUCCUGUAUGUUUUACAGUAAUCUCUCCACACAUGAAUCCCAGCCCGGAGCGACUACACACACACUAUACAGCCACCAACUCAACACUGACAGAUAUGCUUUUAUUUUAAUAAAUAAUAAAUACAUUUAUUAUAUCACUUUAAGGAUCAUUGUGACCGCAUACUAACAUUGCAACUGCUCAUUAUACCUGUUGCCCUGAUAACGGAAAUGUACCUUUUUUUCUGUCCUUUUCUUCUCAGUGGCUUUGGUCUGGUUCAUUGGUCUGGGUUACUACACUCUCUUUUUAAUAUGUUCAGACUGAUAGCUUUGAUACUUUUAUUCUGAUAACUGCACAUUUUGUUGCUUUUUCAGGUAUAAGAGUCUCCAUCCUUUGUGAUAGUCAAACUUUUUAUGUGCAAAAAAGGUAUUCCUGUAAGUGGAAAUAUUUUUUUUCAGCCUGAGCACUCCGGCACCGUUUGGAUUUUCUUAUGUCUUGGUCCUAGACAGUUUAACAGAUAUGUAUGGUAUGUUUGGUGACUAUAGCCAGUUUUAAUACUGAGUAAAAUAGAGCUUCCUUUGCUUAAAGGCUGUUAAAAAUUUUUAGAAAUGUAUGUAUGUUAAGAUUUCCAUUAAGAACUUCUGCCCCAUCCCAGGAUAGUUUUUUAAGUUUACUUUACCCUUUUUGAAGUAUAUAGAGAUUACAGUCUUUGUCCUGAAAGAGGCUGUGAAUUUCAGAGUGCAGGUCUUUAUAUCUAACAGUUCAUCUUUUCUUCCUGAGAUAAAGUAAAGUUGUAAUUUUAUUUAUUUACCGGUUGUCUUCUGAACAUUUUCUAAUUAUAAAGAUUUUUUUUUCAUAAAAUGGGUGUGCGUCAACAAGAAAAGCAUUGUACUAGGAACAUGUUCAGAGAACAUCAUCUCUUUUUCACGUUUUGUUGUCGAAGAUCAGUAGGGUAGGGAGUCCACAAGCAGUGUUUAAGUGGCUGUAUAACUGGACUAUCACUUGUAAUGACAAGUACAUUAAGACUGUGCACUUGGCAUAAAAAAAGGUUGAGAAGUGAGUGUGGCAUAGUACUCAAGAUUUAUGCCUCAUAACUGUUGGGUUCAGAGUUCAGGGUUCAGUCCUAAUGUCAGUUUAUUGUCUGUGUAGUUUGCAUGCUCUUCUUUUGUUUGUUUGGGUUUUCUUCAGAUGAUCUUGUUUGUACUGUCUUCCUGAAAUGGUAAUGGUUGGCUGCUCUAUCUUGCAAAGGGUCUGUGGUAUCCAGUUCUGUUACUGUGUUUAACAGAUAAAUUAAUUUCAAGUAAAAUCCUUUUUUCCAAAGUUAUAAAAGGUUGUUCAUGUAGCACAAUGACAGCUUUUGUUGCAUUGCUUUUUAUAAUAGCACUUUGGCAUCUAUGUGUUAACCAUUUGGCCCUUCCCAUGUACAUAAGCAAAACGUUACAGAUUGGAUGUUUGAUUAUGCCAUACUUCAGAGCUAUAGUGAUGAGAGGUAUAUUCCCAUGAUUUCUGUGUCAAGCAGGGUUGUUCUGCAACUUUACAUGACCUGCUGCCAGAACAAUCAAAAUAAGUAUAGAAUUUUUGUGGCCCUUUUUGGGUCUUCUGAACCUUCUUGUUACCCCUGACUUGCUGUGACUCUUGGUCAGGGCUGGUCAGAUCAGGGCUUACUGUUGCAAGGUCAUAUUGCUGCUAUGGCAGGUUUUCUGCUUUAAGACCUAUUUCUUGCACCUUCACAAACUUGUGCUGUCAAAAGAGGUGGAUUACAGUGUGCUUGUGGCAUAUCAUCCACACACCUGUGAGCAACUCUGGUAACCCCCCCCCCCCACCACAGAUGAGACUGUCAUUGCAUCCCUGGCCUCUACUAGUGUCCGCUAUGAAGGUGUACCCCCCCCCCCAAAAUCCCCAAAUGAACACACCCUCCCUUACCUGUAUCAUCAAGCACCCAAGCUGUUAAUACAACUUGAGUCUACUAGGCCAUAGUCAGGGCUUUACUUUAUCCCUGUACACAACUGGCAAGUGGAUAGUUUUUGUGGUGCUUGCAGUAAUGCAGGAUCUUUGCGAAGAUACUCUGGUUGACAGACACAUCGUGUCUGCUGUCUUCCAAGUGUUUGAGGCCUCUCUUGUCUUCCCUCUCAGAGGAUCUGUAUCACUCUGCAUUUUGAGGGUUUUUUCCCCUUUCAGAAUAGAUUAACUUUUUGUAACUGUAACCAUUGUCUAGGUUCCCAAGUAGUUCUUCUAAGACCCUGUUUGCCCCAGUAGGUUAACUACCAGCAGUUUUCUUGUAACCAGCAACAGGUAAGUGAUUUCUGUCAGUGACAUUCAUGGCAUUGGCAGAAAGGCAGAGCUUUCUCCUUUGAAGAGACUACCAGUUAGUCCUGACUUCUCACCCAACAAUUUCCAUGUCAAGUAGAUGAUUGGAGGGGCUGGACCCUUUCUUCACAGGGAAACCUGGCUUGUUCUCAGAUUAGACCACUGUAUAUUGAAAGGUAGUUUUUCCUGCUAUGCAGUUGUGUUCCCCACUGAUCAUUCCAUCUACACUGAUCAUUCCAUCUACACAAGUCGUGAUCACAAGUUGUGUUCCACACUCACCAUUUCACCUGGACACCUCUUGAUUGCAACUUGUUCCUCACCAGUCAUUUCACUUGAACACUACUAGAUUACAGCUUGUGUUCCCCAAUGGUCAUUUCAGUUGGACACCUCUUGAGCACAGCUUGUGUUCCCCUCCAGUCAUUUCAUUUAACAUCUGUAAAUCUCACCGUCCAAAGGCAGAGGCCCUUUGCAACAUCCUGAAAAGUCAUCCAGCCUGUCUCUCCAUACCACUGGUUCAAAAGAUACUAUACCAGACUUAUAUUAGUAACCAGAAUGACUGGAUACAUACAGCUCAUCCUGAAUCUCUGUGGUGUCGAACUAGUUGUCUGAUAGUCAACUGUUCUCCAGAGGGUCUCAACUGAAGGUUGUUUUGCAUCUUAUGUUCAGAGGGGAGUGGAUUUUCCAUUUUGACUUUCAGGAUGUAGAUCCUUGUAUUAAAAGCAGGCAGGAACUCCCAAGUGUUCCUACAUUUCGGCAAUAGCUGAGACCAUGUCAGCUUGCCUUUCUCCCAACACCAAGAAAGUUUACAGAGUAUAUGAUCAUGAUGGUUUGCUUAAGAGUACUCAGCAUUUGGGUUUUUCAGUACCUAGAUGAUUAGCUGUUCAAAACAGCAUCAGAACUGGAGGAAAUGCUGUAGGCCAGAGACUAGGCAGCAGAGAGAUUGGAAAAAAAUAGAAUUGUGGUCACUGAUCCAAAAAUCACACCUUAGAGCAAUCGCCAAACAUUAUAUGUUGCCGAUUGUAUACAGGCCUGGUAAAGGCCUCUCUCUACAGAUUACAGAACAUUUUAGUAGACAGUAAGCCUAUUAUGCCAUGCAGCUGAAGCUGUACGUGAUGUACCUUCUGCCUGCUUAUAUGAGACCCUACAGUGGACUUUGAAAUCUCAGUGGUCCCAUGAGUGUAGCUCCCUGGAAAGCUUCACCUUUUACCUUAGUCUCCAUAUUCUGAUGAACUAGUCUCUGAAGAUUCAUUUUGGGGAUUUCUCUUCUGGCAGUCUUCCUUUCUAGACGAGGGAGACGAUCAAAGAUCUCAUUUGCUGCAUGACUUAUGAUUUGUUGUGUGAGAUAAUGGCAUUAUCCUUUGGUUGAAAAUGAUGAUGUUAAGACUAAGCCUUCAGCAGCUUGCCAUUUUUUAUGCCAGAGAUCGUAGGAUGUACAAGGCAAGUUAGACCAGAGGCCAUGUGCACCUUGCCAGUGCCCACCCUCAGGCUGUACUUCCUUUUGCAAGGAAGGUGAUGCUUUUGAGUCCUGCUGUAAAUUUAAGGGCAUUCAUCUAACUGUCCAAGCUACGUUUGAAGAAUGGGAGUCACAUUGCUUGACAUGCCAGGAGAAUGUUAAUCCCAGAGCAUGGAGAGGCACUGGAUGAUGGUGAACCUGUCUGUCCACGUAGUUUUAUUUAUUUCUUGAUGAAGGUUUAGAUUUCUUUUUUUUGUGUUGUCAGCACAGUUUAACUUGUUGAAGAAAAGGAGGUUAAGAUUAACUGGAUCUCUAAGGAGACUGUUAACUAGGCCCAGGUUUCCCACAGCAGCCUGUAGUACACUUGAGUACAAGGAUAAGGACUCCAAUCUCUUCUGGAAGCUAAGGGUUUUGAGACUCAUAAUCCUUUUUGUUUGGAAACUCUUUUUUUUUUUUUUUCAAGUGUUAGUCUAGCCAAGGACAUGGUGAAGGGUUUAUUAUAUUCAACAGUAGGGGAGAAUACAGAGGGACAAUGACUUCCUUAGUUUCAGAAGAGAUGUUAUUGUCAGUUAGUUGCAAAAUGUAGAAGGAUGUCCUGGCUACAGUCACACAUGAUGAUCAAGGAGUAGGAGGUAAGGAACCAUGUCUUGCUUUAUAUAGAAAGUAUAGUAUGUCUGUGUUGUAGUAUACUGACAACUUGGGGGUAUGGACCCUGCAGAGAGGCUGUGUAUGUUGGGAAAUAUGUGCUUAGUCUUGUUUUUUCUCAGUCAUCAUUGUGCAUCCAAGGAGGUGACAGUUCUUUGACAGACCACCUCAGUAGGAUUUCUUUUUUUUUUUGUCCUCAGAAACAUCACUGGCACCCAAGAUUGCUCUGCAUAUCUUUUGUAUCUGCUUUAUCAGAGCUCUGUGCAUCUCACAUAGUUGCAGGGUUCUUCUUCCUUCACCCCAUUGUCAAACCAGGAAUGCCUUUGCUUACUUGUGGGCAGAUGGAUUCCUUAAUGCUUACUCAUUAUUUCACAUCUUCUGACCAGGUUUUGGUUUGUCUCAGUCCAUUUGACUGUUCUGCUGUGUGUUGGCCUUAUCAGUGUCAGUUUUCAUCUCUUUUGAAGCAACUUGUGAGUCUUCAUUUGUAAGUUAUCUGAAGUAGUAGAAGUAUGUUGUAGGCCUCAGGAACACCUUGUCCAACCAUGAAAACUCCCAACAUAAAAACUUGGCUUCUUCAUUUCCUGCAGUAGAUUAUGAUGAAAGCUGCCACAAGUUGGUAGAAUUUUUAUGAUUUGCUUGUAAACCCAUCCGGUUAAAAUUGCUUCACGUUAAACAAAUCAACUAUUGUGCUGUUGCUAUAGGUUGAAUUAUGCAAGCCCAUUUUUACUUAAAUCAUCAGGUACCUUUACUGCCUGCUAUCUAGUUAAAAGUGCAAAUGUGAGAUUUAGUAGCAGAUUAAUGAGUCAGUGAUGCAUUCCUAAGUUGUGUGUUUAGUUAAAUGGCUGGCUUAUAAUGCCAUUGCCCCUCUUUACUGUUUGGUAAAACUUGGCUAUCAUUAAUGCUGACUCAUACAAACUGUUUUUACAUUUGAUUUGCUGUUUAAACAAAUGUAGAUAUUAGAAAACAUAAUCUCGAAGUUCUUUUAGUAGUGGAUAGUUGGAUUUCCUGUCCUAACCAUCAGCCUGUGACAUUUCUGGAUUUUCUUUGGUUUGCCACACUGGGAUGCUUGUGCCUCCACACAUUGUAUAUUAUGAGGUAAUGUGCCAGUCUUGGGAGCAUGCUCAGCCUUUUUAUUAUCUAAGUGUUUCUGCUGCUCUUAUAAUGUGGAUCAUGGCCCUAAUGUUUGUUCUAGGAAAGUUCCCACAUUUCUUGAAGUGACAGACCCUUCAAGGUUAUGUGAUCAUACAGAAACGGCCCGGAACUGCAUCAUUACUGACUUUAGUGCAUGGGAAAGAAGUACAAUGUGAAGAAUGGCUGAAGGUACCAGCACUUCAACCCAGCCAUUGUAGAAGAUGCAGAAAUAGGUUUGCAUCUAUUUGUUGAAGAUGACUGCUAUGGAGGGUGGAUGUUGCAAAUUCUGGCAGAAGAACAGUCUUUUGUAUAAUUUCAGGCUGGUGCUGGACUGACAGGAAAUGGCAAAGGAAUCGGAGACCAGACAUUAAUCCAAACCUCCUGCUGAAGAGCAUGCUAGUAAUGUGGCCAUGUUUACCUUGAGUAGUGAAGGGUUCAGCUGAUGACAAAAUGAGUAUGGAUGACACACCCUAACAUCCAUACCAGAUGUACAACUUAUGGUGCCUGUACUGACUCUCCUUUCAAACUUCCAAAGCAUGACCAUGAUUAGCCACCUCAUGUGGAGUGAUCCUUUGAGUCUGAUAGUGAAGUCUCAGUUAUUGCAGUUUGGAUUGAGGAGGUUAUUCCGUUAACAUCUCCUUACGUAUGUGAGAAAUGUUGGCUAAGGCUGAGGAGAUUCCUGUAGACUAUUCUUUCUCAUUUUGACCUGAGGAAUAGCCCAAAUACAGUUGCAUUUGUUGUGCAUCUUGUAGCACUUUUCAUGGGUGCAGGAGUGUUAUGGAGCAUGAUUUAAUUCUAGACCCUUGUGCCUACCAGCAUGGCAGGUUUAGUACUGAUUAUGACAUGGCAGUGUAGUAGAAGUUCAAUUCCAAGAGGCUGCCAUCUUGGCAACCCAUCUUCUUGGAGUCUUGGAUUCUAAGCAGUAGUAAUGGAUGACUGUUUCUCAGAAUUAGUCCUAAAAUCACCUGUGCAGAGAUUUUGGAAUAGGCCAUAAUGUCAGUUCCACAGCUGAGCUUGUUAUUCCUUUGGAGAACAAGAAAAGGUUUGCUCUUUUGAUUUCUUCUCCAAAGGAUACAGAAUAUUCUGUCUCAUCUUGGGCCUCAACAGUUUCAGCGAGCACAUUCAGUACAUGAAAUUCCAGAUGAUGAUUGUCCUGGGGUUCAUAACUCUGCUAUAGCAGGAAUUGUUUGGAUGAAUAUAUUGGACAUAGUCAACACCUUUUAACACAUCUCUUUGAGGUCUGCUUAACAGUUUCCUGGGAUUUCAUCUAGGUGGGCAUCACUUUCAGUACACUACUGCUAUCUGGUCUAUGCUCUCUGCCUAGAUUGUUUAGAAAGUUACUGGCCAUAGUGAUGGAACCUUUGCAGUAGAAAUAACUUGUGUAUGUGUGCCCCUUGGAUAACUGCCUUUUUGGCUUUGUUAUGCAUGCCCAUCAGGGGUGAAUGGUCUCAGUAUACUGUGUGACGUCUAUUGUGAACCAAAAAAGGAUAGCCUUCUGUGGGGCACAAUUGUGUACUGUAUUGUUGGAUGUCCCCGGCCAAGGAGAAGGUCCAGGAAAUCAAGGUCUUGGUGGCUUUAGAAGGUCCAGGCUUAGACAUUUCUGUAUCUUUUGGGCUGUAUGGUGUCCAUAACUUUCAUAGUUCCAUUCAUAUGCUUACAGAUGCAGGUUUUCCACUGUACUUUGGGAUGGGAUGAUAUUGACAGUAAUUCUGUUACUCCUUCAUGUUCUUUUAUUGUGUCAGAUCCUUGUCAGUGGGCUGUGAAGUGGUAGGCAGUAUCUGACAGCUAAAUGUGGGCCUUUCAUUCGUACAACAAAUGCUUUUCUAGUUAUUUGUAAAUUGUUUAUGAGACAUGGACUUUCCUUAGGAGCAUGGAGUCUGCUUUAAACUAGUUUCAACUCCAGGCGGUAUUCCUGGCAGUGAAGGCUCAGGAGGGGUUGUUGAGACCACAGUCCCUCCUCAUUAAAUUGGACAAACCGAAAUAGACAUACAGGAUCACACAUUUAGCCCCCCCCCCAACAGAGAAGUGAAUCAAAACUUGCAGUAGUCCCUAGAAAGGGAUGCCAUUCUGAUUGUGGUUUACAUGUGUUGGGGAGUGAAAGCACCGGCUGAUAUUUUGAGUCACUACUCCUACCCUCUUCUGGAACUUUGGAAGAGAUUGCUGUUUGCAUAAGAUCUUUUAGGACUGGAGGCAACCCAGUAAUUGGCCUGGCCCUUAUAUGGCAUAAUGUGGUUCUCUGGUUUACGUGGUUCAGCAGAGCAAAGUUGAUUUGAAGGUGGACACGCAUCCUUUCCUGUUGCAGGAAAGAUUGUUAUAGUUUUCCUCUAUCCCUGUUAAUUCAUGCAUUUUUUUUAAACAAACUUCAGAGAAGACCAAAAUGCAUCCUCAUUUCCCAUGGUGUCUGAGAUUAGGUUUUCUGGCUUUGCAGAAGACUAUCCCAGUACAACCCAUGGAAGUCCCCCUUAGUUUAUGUGACAAUGAGCUUCACUUCAGGGUCUGGUUUAUUUAGAUACUCUUACCACUGAAACUCGCUAUUGUAUAUUAUUGAGGCAAUCAGGCAGCCUUCUUGCUUUACUAAGUGGAAGUGGCUCUCUGUGUUGAUGGGAUAGUUGCCACUGCCACCUUAUUGGUUAGUUUGCAGGUAUCUUGAUUUGCCUCAGAUGCCUGUAUCACUUAGACCUCAUGUAUUCAGUGGCAGGAUACAUGUUUCUGUCUGUGUAUGCCAUGGCUUUCUUUAUAGUAGAUGUGGGCUGGCAUGACAUGGUUAAGCAGCUCUUAAAGAGGUUCUACAUUCUGUCCACCUUUGACAUACCCUCCUUCUUCUUGAGUCUUAAACUUUCUAUUUAAACUAUCUUGUUUGCCAGCCCUGCAAAGUUUUAAAGAUACUUUUCUUUGUGGCCAGCACUUUGGCUCACAUACCUUUAAGGUGCAUGCCCUUGCUGUAGUAUGAAAGACAGUGGUCUUUCAUAAGGGUAAGGACCAACUGCAGAGUCUCCUGAUAGGACUACUUUAAGAACAUAUCUGAAAAUACUAUCAUCACUCUGCUUCCGUUGCAGAGGCAGAAUGCAUGGGGCAGAGAAAUAGGUAUGCAUAUAGUGGGUGUGUAACAUAAUUUCCUGAUGAGAGAGUGUAAGAGUUCAGGAAAGCAGACCCUUUUGUUUGUCUCUCUUGCUUUAUGUAGGACGGGAGGCUUACAGUGGGUAAGAUAAACUGUUUGUUUCUUAGUGGAUGAUUGCAUUGUCUUUUGUUUGCAGGUGUAGUGAGCCACCGAUUGGAAGAUGCUCAUGUCAAGACCAUUCCACUGCAGUUAUGGCUGCCUUCAGUGCAGUGUCCCCAUUCUGAGUAUUCAUGUAGUGUCAGCAUUGAUGUUUGGUUCACAUCUUCACCAGGUGUCAUUGCUUAGACCUUGAUUCCAGGAUUUAAGUGCCCAUUAAUAGCUUGCUGCUUCAUGACUCUGCCUUCUGAGCUCUUGCCCUUCUGGCCUUGUUUCAACUUUCCAGGAAGGUACAAGUUUUAUAGCUUGUGAUUCUUCCCAGGGUUUUCUUACGGUCUGUCACCCCCCCACUAUCUUGAUGACCUCUCCAUUAUUUUAAGUUGGGAAGUAUAUCAUCUUCUACUUUCAGAUUAUUUCUCUUUUUCGCUUAUUUGCAGAGUGCACAUUUAUUUGCAGAGUGCACGUUUGGAUCUGGAAGUGAAGAGGUCAGCCUCGCCCUCCUAUGCUGAAGCAUAACAUUAAAGUGUGUGCCAGCUAUAUGAGUGCAGAUCUUUUAAUGUGGGCACUACAGAAAAUUCUGAAUGUGGGCACUAGCAAGUUCUGAACCAAGUUGAGCUGGGAUAUUGGAAGAGGAAACUAUAUAUUUGGUGGCAAGUUGAUUUAUUUAAAAAGUCAUACAUAACAUGAAAGAUUUUAGGGCUAACGUUCAUUAUAUUGCUUGAACAUUGUUGCAAGUUUUUGCUAGUUUUAAAUAAUCUAAUAGCUCUGUAGUAGUUAAUUUUAUGGUUGCACAUCAAAGGUUUUAGUAGGCUAUACUUCUGUGUUUGUGCAUCAUUAACUAUUAAUGUUGAUCUGAUUUAGCAGGAAGUGUUUUGUUUAUCGUAGCAUUAACUGUGUCUAAAAGAGUUUUAAUUUUGUGUUCAUAUUGCACGAUUAAUCCUGAUUAAUAGGGUUAGUUGGAGUUAACCAGUGGCUUGCAUUUGGUUAGCUGGUACAAUGACAUGUACACUGCGUGUCAGAAUGCCCACUUUGCCAUCAGUACAGGCGUUAAGGCUUAUGUAAAUGAGCAUGAGGCAUGUUUGAAAUGCCCUCAUUGCUUUCAUGAGUGCUUGCAGUGAUCUACAUCAUAGCUUUGCCUAAUGCACUCUACCCACUUCCUCAGAAAAAGUGCAGCUCAGGACGUCUUAGAUGAACAGGGUAUAUUUUUAAUGCGACUUUAUUCAGUAGUUAGUGUGUUAGAGCACUAAGCUGACAUGCAGUUUUGUUCUGCUCACUGUUGUUUGAAAAGCAAUAGAUCACUGAGUAACAGUCUAACUUUUGAUCUCUGCAAAAUACUAGCUGUUGACCCAUUUACACACACACACUUUUGGUUAGACAAUGAGAUUGAACUGCUGACGGUGUUAGCUUGAAUUCACACAGGUGCUUUCAAUUCAGCAUGCUGUUACUGAAGUCCAGGUACUAUAUAUUGUAGAUCUUCUGUUGCUUAUUUAGAAAUUUUGAGUGCCCAUUUACAGUGAGCUGUCAUAAUUUGGAGUUUGAGCAUCUCUUUUGGGAUCAUUAGGCUAAAGUCGUAUUGUUUUGCAGCUAGUGGGAUAACUGCUUUUACAUAGACGUCUAUCGCAAGGGUGAGUGAAUGAAUUAUACCUGACAUUGUGUUUGCCGGCAGAGACUUUAACUGCUUUCUUCUGAUUUUAUCAAAUUUUAGAGCUUGUAAUUUGCACUUGUGCAUUUCCACAUCAAAAAUAUGGACCUGUUUUUAAACGGGGGAAUGUUGUUAGUCUCCCUGAGUGUUCAGUUUAAGAAGCAUUUUGGCUGAGAAUGAGCACUAGACUAGCAUUUUUUUUUCUACCAUAUAGAAACCCUUAUUUGCCUUUUCUUAAUCAGUACCUUGUACAUUAUUUAUGCUUUGGGAGUUUCCAAGGCAAUGUAGUCUAGAAGCCGACAUGAAACUUGUACUUGAUGUCCUGUUUGUUGUGCUCAGAAAGUACACAACGUGGGGAGUCAUGGAUGAGGAACAACAUAGUGAAGGAUGUAGUUUGCCAUAUGCACAUGUUUAAGGUGCUGCCUACAGUUCUAAGUCGUAAUAGACCAUAGCAUCCUUGCAUUUGCAGAAGACAGUAGUUUUGGCAUAAUGGUUAAAGGCCUCACCUCAUGUACAGAAGAUGCAGAGUUUGAUUCUGAUGUUGGGUUAUUGGCUAGGCUUUAAAAUGUCCCUUCAGGGCAUUUAGCCUAGCAUUCAUCUGUGAACAUUCAUAAAAUGCAAAAUCUGGGUUAUAAAUAAUCCUUGGGGGGGCUGACAUUGUCUAUGAGAAAUGUUUAUGCCAGCCUACUGGUGCAUAGAUAAAUAAGUACCUUGAUUUAUAAAUUUGUAUUGUUAUUUGCAUUAAGAGAAAAUAGCUGAGCAGUCUGUUUCCAUCCUUUUAACAGAUGGUGAGUGCUGGUGACACUCUACUUUCUGCUUUGUUUCUGACAGUGAGAUGAUCUCCAAAUUUCUUGUAGAUAAUAUUAUCCAUAUAACUGUGUGUAAUGCACCUUUUUGUGUGCUGGCUCUCUAAAUUCUCUCUCCAGUCUUUGGAAGGAUCUGCUUGCCCUAGUGAUGAGGUGAGUCUCUAGCAGGCCUAGUUAACAUCACAAUAGUGAUUAUUGAAAAGGUAUCCUUAAGAAACAGCCUUUGUAUGGAAAUGACAUUGAAGAAUCUUACUUUGAGACUGUUAAACCUUUUCCUCUACUUAACAGUAGUACUGACUUAUUUGUUCAUUUCAUAGUUUUUAGGCAUCUUGUAGUCUGUCCGUAAUGCUUCAUUUUUAAUUUGACAUCCCAAUAAUGUUAGUACUACAUGUUGUCGGUUACUUAACCAUUCACGUUGCAUACACGCCGCCCUACUUUGUUUGCACGUUAAAGAUCUAGGUGGCACUGACCUGGUUUAUUUGUCAAAACUGCUUGAAGUAAAAAAAAAAUAUUAAUUGUGUUUGUAAUCAUGUUUGAAUAUUAAUACUAAUGCAGCUGUACAGUUUGGUUUAAGUGCCUGGAUGUCAGACUGCUUUGUCCUUCGUACUUCUGAUAAAACAUACUUCUGUAACUUUACAUAACAGUAGAAAUAAUUGCAGUGUGCACAGCCUUUUAUUUGACCUUUGUUGAAGCCUAUUAAUAAUCUCAGUAAAUGAAAUGUGUCCAGCCAGCUCUUUUGUUUUUUUUUUUUUUUUUUUCAGAAUGCAUCCCUUGCAUGUUACCACAGUGCAGUAAAGCUGUCUCAUGAGAGCAAUACUAACCUUUCAGAAACUGACUUAAGUAAGCAUUCAGUAGCCAAGUAGUGGUCGGGUAAGCCUUUCUGCUACGGAUCUCUGAGGGAUAUCUUGGAGCACUUAAUAUUUCUUUUAAUACACUAGAUGACCAGUGAAAAUGUCUGCUGUAGUAGGGAAGCUUUGCACUCACCAAUUCUAAGUGACUGCCUGAUUUCAACCCAUUAUUGAUGUAGAAAUAAGCUAAUGAAAUGCAAAUUUUUAUGAUUUGCUUUCUGUUUUGUGAAUGUCGUGAUUUAGUCUGUCUGCUGACUACUUCAGACUACUCAGUCUUAAAACUGCACUGACUAAUAGUUUGGACAUUUUGCAGAGCCCUACAUAAGCAGUCUGUAAUGAACUAGCCUUUGGGUUUCAGUCAUGCAGUAUAUUUAGUUUGUUUGCUGUGCAGGUUUUCAAAAUCUUGGUUGAAGGGGAAAAUUGAAAGUUCAUGUGUGAAGUACUGUGAAGAAAUUAAUUAUGUGUAAGGUAAUAAUAAGAAAUAGGUGAUAGGCUUACAUAAUGAAAACAUUUUCAGUAUUAAAUUUGAAAAAAAAAUGUGAAUUGUAGGGAUUACUAAGAGUGCAGCAAAAUGUAAAUGCUUUGCUGAGGAAAUUGGUAGUGUCUGAAGUUUCGUUCCUUGUGCAAAUGUCCUGAGUCUCUGAAGUUUCAUUCCUUGUGCAAAUGUCCUGAGUCUUUGAAGUUUUAAGUCGAGUAUUAUCAUAUUCAGUAUUUUUAAGCCUUCAUUCAAAAUGUUUGUUCAGUAUUGUUAAUUUAGUGUUCAGAAUUUUGAUUAAAUUCCAGAAUAUGGACUGUUUUCACAACUAAUAACAAACAUGACUUGUACAUUGUACUACAUAGGAAAUAAUUCUUCAUCUGUGUCCUUCACUGUAGUGUAUUAGACUUUUUUUUUCACUAAUCCAUACUUGAAGUAAUACUAGAAGACAAAUGUGAAUGUAGAAUUUAAACAAUUUCAUCAUUAGUGCAGUUCCUGGAAGGUCUUUGAAAUGGAAUUUUGUUGUAUCUGUCACUGUAGGAAUGGCCUUGAUUGUGCACUGUUCACCUUACACAGUCCUUUGAAGGCUACACACUUGCUUAUAAUCAAAUCUGUAUUAAAUUAUGUAUCAACAAUU
Molecule: messenger RNA, 20305 nt
Organism: Protopterus annectens (West African lungfish)
Lineage: Eukaryota; Metazoa; Chordata; Ceratodontiformes; Protopteridae
Gene: PDXP
Product: pyridoxal phosphatase
Exons: 2
Coding region: 21-959 (312 amino acids)
Cellular component (GO): cytoplasm
Molecular function (GO): phosphatase activity
Source: RefSeq, a predicted model, not a curated record